GAACAAGGUAGCUUGUGUUAGUUACAUUACAGUAUCCCCGUGUUUUCUGAUCGCAUUUGCAUAAAGGAGAGAAUUUUGGAGAAAUUUGAGUGUGUGGAUGAUGAAUCAGCAGAACCAAGCUUCAGGGUAUCCAUCAAGUGUUCCAAUGAAGAGAAAACGUGGGCGGCCACGGAAAGAAGAAAGUGCAGUUCAAGGAGAGAUCAUGCCGGCAAUGCCUCCUUCUGAAAAUGUCUUGAAUUCCAGCCAAGUUUGUGCUGGAAUCACAGCUAACGAUCAUAGCGAUGCAAUGGUGGGGAAGAUGGUAACCGGCGUCAUAGAAGGCUCUUUCAGUGCCGGAUAUCUGCUUAAUGUUAAGGUGGCAGAUUCUGAUUCUCAGUUAAGAGGUCUUGUUUUUCUUCCUGGCCAAGUUGCUCCUAUCACUGCACAAAAUGAUGUGGCUCCUCAAGUUAGAAUGAUCCAAAGGAAAGAAAUUCCAAUUCCAAUUCCAGUUCUUAAUCCCCAAACUAUGACUAAUGAUUAUGUUCCUUUACCACCACAGACUUUGACAGAUGAUUACAUUCCUUCACCAGCACAAUGCAGCAAGCAACCUUCUGAGGAGGAGGCAGAGUUGCAUCUGCCCAAUCCUCAAGUGCUGCCAAUUGAGAUGCAUUCUAGCAAUCCACUUUCACUUGAGAAUCAAUCUGCCUCUGCUAUGGCAGUUGCAGUUGAGUUGCCGAAGAAUGACAUUUCUGUUCCUGGUGGAGGGAAUCCUCAGUUAAUAUCAGUGCCUGGAUAUCAGAAUCAAUCUUCUUCUAUGGUGUCAAAUUUUGAGUGUGAAAAUCCUGUUAGGAACAAUGAAACAUUGCAUCAGAUUGAUACCUCAAGUGAUGUAAAAGAAUCAGGUGCUGAUGGAGGAGCAACAGAAGAUCAAGAUCCAAAGCCAGCAUCUGAACCUAUCAUCUUUCUUCCAACAAUUGAAAAUCAAACUGCACAGCAGACUACUAUGCCUUCCGAGCCGAUUCGUGAUGAGAUAAAUAAAACAUCAGAGAUUGAACUCAACAAAAGCCCUGCUGAAUCCAUGCCAUCUGAACAGGUUAGUGAACCGGUUCACAGCUUCAUGGAGAAGCAGGCCUCGCCGAGAACCGAAGGACUACAAGAUAUGGUGGGAAAGCUGGCUACUACUGAGAUGUUGAGCUUAAUAGACACCUCAAAUUCAAAUGGAAAAUCAAACACAGGUAUUGGAAAUGGUAUUGAUAUGGUUGGACUUGGAUCAAACCAUGCCCCUGAGAGCAGCCAACCAAAAUCCAUGGUAUCUGAAGAGAUCAAGAUUUCAUCUGAAGGAUAUGCUUUCCAAGACAAAAGUGGUGGCUCUUUUGAUGCCAUUGGUAAGGUAGACGUGAAUCAGCCUACUGAAACUUAG
Messenger RNA from Arachis stenosperma, 1399 nucleotides. RefSeq lists its product as uncharacterized. Lineage: Eukaryota; Viridiplantae; Streptophyta; Magnoliopsida; Fabales; Fabaceae. The transcript has 2 exons. The coding region runs from base 98 to 1399 and encodes 433 amino acids. The record is from RefSeq and is a predicted model, not a curated record.